Messenger RNA from Lactuca saligna, 678 nucleotides. NCBI's taxonomy places the organism in Eukaryota, Viridiplantae, Streptophyta, Magnoliopsida, Asterales, Asteraceae. The record is from the annotation of a GenBank genome assembly.
AUGGCUGAAUCCAACAAAGCACCUUCAUCCUCUCUGGUUUCUGUGAUAGGGUCUCAAUUCCUAGCACCACAUCAACUCGAUAUUAUAGUUGAUAGAAUUUCAAGCGGAAUCCUUUUGAUUUCAGAUAUUAACCAUAAAAUCAUGUUCAAAGUGAAACCAUGCGACUCGUUCUUUCAUGAGCAGCGAGUACUACUCGAUGCUGAUGACAAACCCAUCGUUGUGAUGCGCAAUAAGAGCAUGACUGCACACGAUGGAUGGUAUGUAUUCAGGGGUGACAGUGAAAGCAAAUCGGAUAUGAUAUUUACCACAAAAAGACAUUGCGUGAUCCAGCUGUUUAAGAGUGAUGUAGAUGUGUUCUUGGCAAACAAAACCAGUAGUAAAAAUGUUUGUGAUUUCAAGGUCGAAGGAAGCCGGUCGAAGAGAAACUGCACUAUUUAUAUGGGAGAUACUUCAACCAUGAUAGCCCAAAUGUCCAAAAUGCUGUCAUCGGAGAAUAUUAUAAAGUUCGUUAAUGAGAAAUUCAAGGUGACCAUUUCUCCCAAUGUGGAUUUUGCGUUUGUGAUCACAAUUAUAGCAAUUGUUGAGGCUAUGGAAGACUCUCACAAAAAAAAAAGUAAAGGUGUUGUGCAAGUUGUUGGAGGUGUGACUAACGUUGUUGGCUUAAUACUCCUUUUAUAG